AUGCCUCUGCAGCCGGAGGGGAAGCUGGAUGGGGUCGGGGGUCAGUAUGGAGGCCUGAAGCCCAAGAGGAGAUGGCCAGGGUCCAGGCGGGAGAGGCUGGAGGUCCACCCCGGGAUUUUGGAAGAGAGUCGAAGAGAAAGCCCCCGGCAGCUUGGGGGAGCCCCCACCCUGCGCCUGCAGCCCUGCCGGGAACCGGGGGCGAUCCCGGGGCUGCGCCUCCGGGUAAAGGUCCCGGGACAGAGGCCGGGGACAAAGGACGCGGACGCCGCCAGCCCGCGCGCAUCCCUGCGCAGGCCCAGGGCCUCAGUUUCCCCGCGCGCCCCCCGGCGGCGGCCAAUGGCUGCGGCGCCCCGUUCGGGGCGGAGCCGCGUCACGUGCCGGGAAGACAGGCGGCGCGCCCGGGGCGCACGGGGCGGAGCGGCCAUGGCAGGCGCCGGGGGCGGCGGGGCGGCGGGACCGCCCGGGGGCGCGCGGUCCCCGCGCUGCAGCCUGUCGCUGCCCGCAGCUCCGGAGCCGCUGUCCCCGGCGGGCGGCGCGGCCGAGGAGGCGCCGGACGAGGACGAGGACGAGCCGGAGGCCGAGGACCCCGAGCGCCCGGCGGGCGCGGGCGGCGCGCGCAGCGGUGGCGGCGGGGCCGGGCCGGGGGGCGGGGCCGGGCCGGGGGGCGCGCUCCCCAGGCGCGCGGUCACGCUGCGGGUGCUCCUCAGAGACGCGCUGCUGGAGCCCGGCGCCGGGGUGCUGUCCAUCUACUACCUGGGAAAGAAGUUCAUGGGGGACCUGCAGCCGGACGGGAGGAUCGUGUGGCAGGAAACAGGGCAGGUGUUCAACUCGCCCAGCGCCUGGGCCACCCACUGCAAGAAGUUGGUGAACCCAGCCAAGAAGUCCGGCUGUGGCUGGGCCUCCGUCAAGUACAAAGGCCAGAAGCUGGACAAGUACAAGGCUGCCUGGCUCCGGCGACACCAGCUUCAGGUGCCCACAGUCACCGCUGAUGAGAGCCCGGCCAGCGAAGGGGAAGAGGAGGAGCUGCUGAUGGAGGAAGAGGAGGAGGAGGUUCUGGCAGGGGUCUCAGCGGAGGACAAGAGUCGGAGACCACCAGUGAAGGGCCCCUCGGAGCCUGCCCACCCGGAGGCCACGCCCCCGGGGAAGCGGGUGGAAAACAAGAUCCGGGCGCCCGUGCGCUACUGUAUGUUGGGCAGUCGCGACUCCGCCAGGAACCCCCACACCCUGGUGGAAGUAACAUCCUUCGCAGCCAUCAACAAGUUCCAGCCCUUCAACGUGGCCGUCUCCAGCAACGUGCUGUUCCUGCUGGACUUCCAUAGCCACCUGACUCGCAGCGAGGUCGUGGGGUACCUGGGGGGCCGCUGGGACAUCAACAGCCAGAUGCUCACCGUGCUGAGAGCCUUCCCCUGUCGGAGCCGGCUGGGGGACGCGGACACCGCGGCCACCAUCGAAGAGGAGAUCUACCAGAGCCUGCUCCUGCGGGGCCUGUCCCUGGUGGGCUGGUACCACAGCCACCCGCACAGCCCGGCGCUGCCGUCGCUGCAGGACAUCGACGCGCAGAUGGACUACCAGCUGCGGCUGCAGGGCUCCAGCAACGGCUUCCAGCCCUGCCUCGCCCUGCUCUGCUCCCCUUACUACUCAGGCAACCCGGGCCCGGAGUCCAAGAUCGCGCCCUUCUGGGUGAUGCCGCCCCCUGAGCAAAGGCCCAGUGACUACGGCAUCCCCAUGGACGUGGAGAUGGCCUAUGUCCAGGACAGCUUCCUGACUAAUGACAUCCUCCAUGAGAUGGUGCUGCUGGUGGAGUUCUACAAGGGCGCCCCUGACCUCGUGCGGUUCCAGGAGCCCUGGACCCAGGAGCACACCUACCUCGACAAGCUCAAGAUCUCCCUGGCCAGCAGGACGCCCAAGGACCAGGGCCUGUGCCCCGUGCUGGAGCAGGUGUACAGCAUCCUGCAGCAAGUGAGCUGAGGGCACCCGCCUCCAGGACCCAGGGCCCCUGGUCGGACUCGGCCUCUCACCCCUGCUGGCGCCCGCCCGGCAGCUCUGGGCGAGGGCAACGGGUCUGGGACUUGGUGUGUGAUUGCGGCGGCAGGGGCUCCGAUAAUAAAGGAGAGAAGCAAACAGCCCCGGCUGUGUCUCGCCCCAGGCGCGCAGGCUGAUGUCGGCCACGCGGGGUGCAGGAGGGGACACUGUUCACGCAGCCCUGGGUGUGGACCUCCUGGGGCCUCAGGGACUAACUGCCACGCGGGUGACAGGUAGAUGACCGCUGCCCUUCCCCGGCUCCCUGCGGGGCCCAUGUGGGCCCUG
Diceros bicornis minor is the source of this 2307-nucleotide messenger RNA. RefSeq names its product MPN domain containing (gene MPND). Gene Ontology annotation, molecular function: metallopeptidase activity; polyubiquitin modification-dependent protein binding. The coding region runs from base 1 to 1968 and encodes 655 amino acids. Gene Ontology annotation, cellular component: BRCA1-A complex; BRISC complex. NCBI's taxonomy places the organism in Eukaryota, Metazoa, Chordata, Mammalia, Perissodactyla, Rhinocerotidae. The transcript has 14 exons. The record is from RefSeq and is a predicted model, not a curated record. Gene Ontology annotation, biological process: double-strand break repair.